GCUCAUCAAGACACGUCUUUACCCAAGAAAGCAAAAUCAGGGAGCCUUAAACGAGAGGAAAAGGCAGAGAGGAAAAGAAAGCAAGGAGAGGGAAGACAACUCUCACACAUUUCUUUCAGAGGAAAGAGCUGUGGCGAUGGCAGUGCGCGGGGGACGGCGCAGGCUCCUCCUUGCCCCCUCUGCCCUCUACCAAAUGUGAAGGGCUCCUCAGGGGGUGUGUGAGCGCCAAGCGAAAGGCUGACACGGGAGUGGUGUGGGAUGGGAGCAGAGCGAGGAGAGAAGGAGCGUCCUGCCUGCAGUACUGUCACAGCCAAGCGGAGCAGCAGCAUCGAGCCACUGUGAGAAGAGUGAGGAGCCCGGAAGCACACACACCUGAAGGAGUACCACAGGGAUUACAGAGCAGCAGGAGCAGUCUGACAGCACGGAGAAAGUUGUUCUUAAAAGAGAACAAAACCCUGCAGCGCCUUUCCAACACCUCAACGGACAGCUCCACUUCUGCAAGUGCACUUAGACUGUGUGUGUGUCCCUCCGACAGAAACAUUCUUUAUUUGAAUGAGAGGUUUAAUGUGUCACUGCUGUUUGAGCGAAGCGGGAGGUUGCCUGUGAUGGACAUUGAUUUGAUGAUGAAUGUGUCUGCCGUGCGCGCAUGAGCCUCUCUGUCAACACCUCUGACCUCUCUGUGGAUUUCCGUGGACUUGUGUCUGGACUUGAUUGUUACAAACCAGGUGGACUUUGCAAUUCUCAGAGGAUCCCGGUCAGAAUUAAGUGGAAGAGCCUGUUCACCUCCAUCCAACAUGCGACCACUCACAUACAGAUUCAGCUACCUGUUUCUACAUGUAUUUGCAUUUUGCUACUACGCUCAGGUAACCAAUCAGUCCCCGCCUAAUUUCACGCAGCAUGUAAGCGAGCAGAGCAAAGUGACGGACCGCGUGAGCCGCAGGUUGAUCCGGAUCUACCAACUGUACAGCCGGACCAGCGGCAAGCACGUGCAGGUCCUGCCCAACAAGAAGAUCAAUGCCAUGGCCGAGGAUGGAGAUGUUCACGCUAAACUCAUUGUGGAAACAGACACAUUUGGGAGCCGAGUGCGCAUCAAGGGAGCUGAGACAGGCUUCUACAUCUGCAUGAACAAGAGGGGGAAGCUCAUCGGCAAGAGAAAUGGACAAGGCCGUGACUGUAUCUUCACCGAGAUUGUCCUGGAGAACAACUACACAGCACUGAGGAAUGCCCGCUACGAGGGCUGGUAUAUGGCCUUCACACGCCGUGGGCGGCCAAGGAAGGGCUCACGGACGCGGCAGCACCAACGUGAGGUCCAUUUCAUGAAGAGGCUGCCGAAGGGGCAGCAGCCCGCCCAUUCAAGCCACCACCGCCCUUUCGACUUCAUCCACUACCCCUUCAGUCAAAGGACUAAACGUACACAAUACUCGUCAGGGCGCUGAGGAGGAGAAAGAUAGAAAAGACAGAGAGAAAGUGGAGAAACUGAAAGACUGACUGAUUAACCAGCAGCUGACACACUCCUCUACUCUCCAAAAGAACCUCUAGAGACAUUUUUUAUACUGAGCAUUACUAUAUCUUAAUGUGUAGUUUGAUUUCUAUUUUUCUCAAAGUAAAAGAAAAAGCUGUUCAUAGACAAAAAACCAUGAGAAAUCUAUUUUUUUACUCCAGACUUAGUACUGACCUGUGUAAAAAGAAAAAAACAAAAUAGUUUUGUUUGUAAGUGUAUUUUUAGAUGCACAUAACUCCUUGUCUUCCUUAUCGGGGACACCUUAGUAGAGUGCAUUGUGCUGUUGUUUUUGUUUGUUUGUUUCAAUUAGACCAGUGGAGUCAAUUUUUGGACUCUUGCCUGCUGCUCAAGGAGACUUGAAGGGCCCUGAUUGACCGCAUUGCCAGGGAACACUGCGCUCAGAGUCACAAACUGUCACACACUGCGUUGGAGAGCGUUGGGGUUCAGUAAACAUUGAAUAAGCACGUGAUGGCAACACUGCAGUGUUUAGGUUUUUUGCUAGAUAUCUGUAUCCUGUCUUGGAUCCCUCUGUAUUUUAUUCACACAAUUCAAGUGAACAGAGCUUAAAUAGCAUCUGAUGGAACAAUGUGGCAGCUACAUUUGAUAAUCACAGGUUUCCUGUUCUGACUGUAAUGUUGAUUUGUGCAAAGUGCAUUGAAGUGUAAGGAACCCCUCAACACACCAACUACCGCUCACCCUCUUGUGUCCUUGUUGCCCCUGAAUGUCUGUUUUUAUACAUAUAUAAAUAUAUUUUUAUUUGAGGAUCUGUAAAAUAAUUUUAAGGAUGGAAUAUUUAUUUAAAAUGUGUAAUAAAUGUAUAUUAAAUGCUGAUAUUAAACUCUUGUUUGAUAAAUGCUUGCUAUGGACCCAUCUGUGAAACCCUGACACGUUUACUAAUCAGCCUUAUCAUUGUCCUAAGCUGUGUGUCAAUAUACUUUUG
Messenger RNA from Acanthopagrus latus (yellowfin seabream), 2441 nucleotides. It is a transcript of the gene fgf8a, whose product is annotated as fibroblast growth factor 8a. Bases 795 to 1436 code for a protein of 213 amino acids. The record is from RefSeq and is a predicted model, not a curated record. Gene Ontology annotation, cellular component: cytoplasm. Gene Ontology annotation, biological process: embryonic heart tube development; heart morphogenesis; positive regulation of protein phosphorylation. Gene Ontology annotation, molecular function: type 1 fibroblast growth factor receptor binding; growth factor activity; type 2 fibroblast growth factor receptor binding. Lineage: Eukaryota; Metazoa; Chordata; Actinopteri; Spariformes; Sparidae. The transcript has 7 exons.